UGUCACGUCAACUGUCACCGCCUGCUUUUACUCGAUCGGUAAUCCGCCAUUUUCAACAACAGUUUGCUUGUGGACGAGGAGUGUUUUUUUAACAACAAAAACCAAGUGAAUCGUUCGUUUCAGCUCGAAUUCCACCCGAAACACCCAACUAAACCGACUAAUUUGCAGCCCUAGCCGCACGAACCGUCAAAAUAUCCAGAAACAGCCGACUUUUCCAGGCGCGACAUGUCUCGUUACCGCGAGUGGGACCUCUCCUGCAAGGUGUACGUCGGCAACUUGGGCUCGUCGGCCAGCAAGCACGAAAUCGAGAGCGCCUUCGGCAAGUACGGCUCCCUCCGGAACGUCUGGGUGGCCAGGAACCCACCGGGCUUCGCCUUCGUCGAAUUCGAGGAUCCCCGGGACGCCGAGGACGCCGUACGGGGCUUGGACGGAACGCGUUGUUGCGGAACGAGAGUUCGAGUGGAAAUGUCGAACGGGCGAUCGAGAAGGGGCGGUGGCGGAGGCGGCAGACGAGGACCCUCAAGGUAUUCCAGGCUCACAGCCCCACAGCCUUUGAACCUUCUCUUGUCACCCAACUGGGCCCCCCCGUCGGUCCGUCAAAAACAUCUUCUUCACCUCACAUCGAAUCAAACGCGCACAAACCGAACCCCUUUGGACCGCCUGGCAAAAUCACCAAAAAUCAAUCUUCCAAACGAAACAAUAAUCUACCAAAAAAACAAACCGCUAAUUAAUUAGAUAAGAGUUUUCUCUCGUCGUUGUCGUCGUUCAUUGCAAAAUAAAUCUUCGAUACCGACCGCCCGACCGAUCGAUCGACAGCAGGCCUGCCAACCGGUUAACCGAUGGUUGUAGACGGAUUAUAGCCGAAUUUGUGGUAAAAAGAAAAAAAUUGUUUUAGAAAAAAGGGGGAAACGUUCUUCUUUCCUCGUAGAACGAUCGAAUUGGAAAUUCGAUGUUCGUAAAAUAGACAAGGAAUUGUAUCGAGUAGGUUUCGGUAAUUAUUAUA
Molecule: messenger RNA, 1003 nt
Organism: Phyllotreta striolata
Lineage: Eukaryota; Metazoa; Arthropoda; Insecta; Coleoptera; Chrysomelidae
Source: the annotation of a GenBank genome assembly